Messenger RNA from Mytilinidion resinicola, 2026 nucleotides. RefSeq lists its product as uncharacterized. The transcript is spliced from 2 exons. Gene Ontology annotation, molecular function: DNA binding. The record is from RefSeq and is a predicted model, not a curated record. Bases 1 to 1548 code for a protein of 515 amino acids. NCBI's taxonomy places the organism in Eukaryota, Fungi, Ascomycota, Dothideomycetes, Mytilinidiales, Mytilinidiaceae.
AUGGAGACCUACCAGGGCCACGUCCGUACGCCCACCGACGCCAUCCUGCUCUUCGAGGCAUGUCGCCUUGGCCUGCUGCCCCGCGUGCAGCGGCGGCUCUCUGAGAAGGAACGCCAGCAGAUCAAGUCCGGAUCAGUUUUUGUGUGGGAUGAGCGCGAAGCUGGCAUGCGAAGAUGGACCGACGGAAAGUCCUGGAGCGCAAGCCGUGUGUCUGGCAGUUUCCUGACCUACCGCGAGAUGGAAGGCAAGCGAGGCGGCAUUCACCUACCACCGCUGCCCCAAGGUCCCAGUGCUGCGCGGAAGGCCAGAGAGCGAUCGAACCAGCAGUCGGACGGGUCUAAAGGCGAAUCAGACGAGGACGGCCCCGACGGAUACCGCUACAAGCCAGAUGGGCUCAUGAAGCAGUCUUUCAGCAUCACCACCCAGAACGGCCAGCACUUGCAUCUGAUCAGCUACUACGCCAGGUCGCACCCAACCGCCACAGACUUGCGCCAGCCUUCGCAGGACCCCACCCUACGACACAUCCGUCCCCCAAAGCACAUGUACCCCGAGUCCACCGUCAGCGAGUCGACCGGCGGUGUCCCUGCUGUUACUCGAGGUCCGAUGCCUGGUUCGCCGUAUGCCCAAUCGCCGCACCCAAUUGCCAUGGCCUCGCCAUACAACCGACCGGGAGCCACCCAUCCUCAGGGCUACGGUGGUAGCUGGCCUCCAACACCCAACGGACAAUCCCCUCUGCAGUACGCGCAUUACCCACAGCACAUGUACGCGCACUCGCAGCAAGGCCCUACAUUCCUUGAUCGCCCACCACCUCCCUUGAGUAACAAUGGAGUGCCCCCACCCCCACCUCACAUGGCGCCAAUGGCUGGACACCCUCACCAUCCGCCGCCUCCACACCAUCAACAACACCCGCAACAUCAACAACACCCGCAACAUCAACAACACCCGCAACAUCAACAACACCCGCAACAUCAACAACACCCGCAACAUCAACAACACCCUGCAUACUCAAUGCCACCGCAGCAUCACCCGCAGUACAUUCCGAACCCCUCGCCUCAUGCGAACCAUUCCCCGUAUCCCCCACAGCAGCCACCACCUGCGCAUAACGGACACCAAAUUGACCCAAGACUGGCUCUCAGCUCGGCACCGCAACAGCCAGGCGAAUUGGCCCAGGGGCCCCACCUUCCAGCACUCAAUGGGUCAGUCGGCCCAACCUCGAACGGCGACCGAGUCCCUUCGCCGCGCUCAUCGGGCUCCCGGCCGCAAAACUCGGAGUCGCUGGCUGUGCCGGAGACCAACGGUAGCGCAGCCGCCAAUGCACCUUCUCCUGCACGAACAAUUCCAAGCGUCGGGUCUCUGCUGAACAACAACCCUCCAAAUGAGCCUUCGAACGACGGCCGCAGCCAGCAGAGCAACAGCAGACACGGAAGCAGGAGCCCAAAUAGCAACCCACAGCGGUCUGCCCAGGACAUAUCAGGCGACAGGAUGAACGUCCGCGCCACAGACCAGUCGGCAUUGCGGAAACUUGACUCCCAGCUUUUGGUACGAUGAGCAUCAUACAACCUAUCUACGAAUUUUCCAAUUGUCCUUCUCCACACUUUCCAAUUGCUUUCUCACUGUGGCGCUUUGACUUAAGAUGGUUUUAUGUUUCUAUUUCUUUUGCGGAAUUCAACGGAAAGAGAAAAUUGGCGUUAGGGUGGGAUCGGUCGACGGCGUUGCUGCAACCUACAGCCUGCAUACCCGGUAUCUGUGCAUUUUCCGGUGUUCUUGGGAAACUCUGACGGACACCCGUUUGACAGUUCUGCUUUCUUGCUUUCAUCCUUCUUUGCGUGUUCUCCAAGAGGGUACUUAGGGAACUUUGUAACAUUACGCACGGCCAAACGUCGAAAAGACUGGGCUGGAAUGGGAGCAGGCGUUCUCGUACUGCUAGAUAGUGCGUUGUUCUGAAAUGCAAUCAAACAUGAUUAGCUUACUCUACUUGCUUUGAAUUGGUGCGUAUGUUGUACUUAUUACAUCGUGAAUCUACAUG